GAUGGCGAACGAGGAGCGCAAAUUCAACAUUCUUCAUCAAAUCUGCUAAAAUUCGCUGAAGAUGGACGAUAAAACACGGUUUGAAUAGUUAUAAUGUGACUGGAAAAUGUAAUGGUUAUUGCAGAAGAAGAUAUGAAGAUGUGCAAGCAAUUCGAUAAAAAAGACAGAGCUUUGUGCAAAGUUUGGAACAAAAUGGAACGAAAUUGUAGUAAAAAAUGAACUUAAUUUUAUCUAAAAAUAUUGAUGAAURUAAUGCGUAACAGCACAGAAAUGUCCAAAUGCAGUCAACGGAAAGUAUUGAUAUAAGAAUAGAGAAAUAUUCAGAAAAGGGAGAAGGAUUUUUAAACUAAAGCUAGAAAAAUGUACCGAAGUAUGUUGAAGAAGUCAUUGUGUGCCAAAACUGUCACCAGAACGAUUCGUUUUUCAAGUGGCGUCUACAAUUGUAUGAAAUUUAAAAGAAAACGUUUAAGAACUUACUGCACUACUUCGAAUGACGGGCAGAAUGCCAGGUUCAAUCAAGUUGAAAUACAAAUGCUCUCAGAGGCACUUCAUAAACAAAUAUUCCCUGGUGAAUUCGCAGAAUACAAUGCAGAAGCCGUAAGAAAAUGUGUAAAGCACUUAGAAGAACAUCAACUUUGGGGCAAGAACAAGUCUAUACUCCCUGACGUUAACUUAAAACUUCCAGCAUUACUUGGAGCAAACAUUGAUGAACAUUUUAAGAUUAUUGCGAAGCAACAAAGUAAAGCAUAUUUUGACAUGACGGAAGAGUUGGCAGUGACGACACUUCCACCUCUACCAGAAGAGUGGUUGUUUGCACCAGGAUGGCAUAAAUAUGAAAAGGCAGAUGCAGGAUUUAAGGUUGUUGCUGUUGAAUACCCAGAAGAAGAUGGUUUUGUUUUUGAUGUGGAAGUCUGUCAGAAUGGAGGACCAUUCCCAACCCUUGCUGUGGCUGCUUCUUCAAAGGCUUGGUAUGCUUGGGUCAGCCAAAAGCUAGUAGAAGAGACAGGUUACCAAUGGCUUGUAAAACCAACCCCUAGCCUCUAUAUACCACUAGAAUCUACUGAUAAUGAGGAGCUUUAUAACAAAGAUUGGAGGGAGAAGCUUGUGAUUGGACAUUCUGUGGGGUAUGAUAGGUCAUAUGUCAAAGAACAGUACUACAUUAAGGGUCCCAAGACAUAUUUCCUGGACACCCUCAGUCUUCAUAUGUGUGUAUCUGGACUCACUGGCCAUCAGAGGCAUCUAUGGAAUGCAUGCAAUGCUGGUCGUAAAACAAAGGAACCUUGGAUGGAUGUUGGAUCUGGUAACAAGCUGGAAGAUCUUUAUAAAUUGUACAGUGGAAGAGAUAUCCUGGAUAAGUCUAUGCAGAGGGUGUUUGUAGAUGGUGACCUUGAUGAUAUCCGAGCCAGAUUUCAAGAUCUCACAACGUAUUGUGCAACUGAUGUUGCCUGCACACACGAAAUCUUCACUGUCAUCUGGCCAAUCUACAAAGAGAGAUUCCCUCACCCAGUGUCCUUUGCUGGGAUGUUAGAGAUGGGUUCGGCCUAUCUUCCCGUUGAUGAAAGCUGGGAUAACUACAUCAGGGACUCUGAUAACACAUUUGAAGACCUGGAGAAAGAAAUGAAAGGGAUUUUGAUGAAGUUGGCAAACGAGACGUGUAAUUAUCAACAUGGAAAAAGAUAUCAGCAAAACCCAUGGUUAUGGAGUCUAGAUUGGUUUGUACAGGACAUCCCUAUCAAAGCACCCAAAAAACAACCAAAAAAGAAAAAGAAAAACAAAGAAAAAGAGCUUCCUUCCUCAGACCAAACGAUUAUCAGACUCAAACAGAAUCCAACUUCAAAUAUACACAUAGACAUAGAAGCAAGUGAGUCUAAGAAUCUUGAGGAAAGCGAACUUAAUAUUGAGGAUUUAGAGCUCGAUGAACGAACUCUGUUAAGAAUGGAAAGGUCGGGUAAACAUGACUUAGAUGUUGAAAGCCUUAAAGAAGAAGCACAAAAAAUUAAUGAUCUUAUCACCUCGAUUCCUGCUGCUGAAGAUGUCAUGUACAAACGAAGAAGACAUCUCCCUGGAUACCCCUUGUGGUAUAGGAAAAUCUGCCCAAAGGAUGGAGAAUUUGGAUCAUCACUUGUUAGCCCGCAAUGUCAAAUAGCGCCGUCACUACUGCGCAUGACUUGGGAUAGUUUUCCACUGCAUUACAGUCGAAAGCAUGGUUGGGGAUACCUAGUCCCUGGAAGAAUGGAUAAUAUAAAACAACCUGAUGAUGAGGAGAGAUUAGAGGAAGAGGAGGAUGGGAAAGUCGAAAGAGAUUUGCCGGAUAUGCCUUUUCCUACAAAAUCGUUCCAAAUCUUAUGGCAGAAUCAUCAUCUCAACAAAGACUCACCUAAAUCCACAUCACCAGCCAGCAUCCUUGACGACGAACUCGACGCGCGGACCUUGACGGAAAGCGAUCUAUGGUCCGAUAUAGACGACGAUGCGCUCAACAACGCUAAAGCAAUGACCAGUACUAGUGCCAAAACAAAACAAGUAAAAAAAGCGAUUAUCGAAAAUGCCGAACAUGAUGAAUCUAGAGAUUUUGUUAGUCGAGGAAAGAGUAAACCUCAUCAUCACCAUGGGGUGGGGCCGUUUAACGAUGUUGAUCUGCCUGGUGUCUGGUUCUUUCGUAUUCCACAUAAGAAUGGCGAGCAAUACCGUUGUGGGAACCCUUUAGCAAAAGAUUACAUCAGCAAGUUGGACGAUGGGACGUUGGUGACUGCAGGUGACCGCAAUGCACGCCGGACAUUAGUUGUUAACAAAAUGAUUUCGUUUUGGAGAAACGCGCAAAAGCGUAUCAGGUCCCAGAUGCCUGUUUGGCUGACUGAAAACGAUCUAGACGAUGAAAUUAAAAGGUCAUCUGACUUCAAUCGUGAUGCCAACUAUGGUGCAAUAAUCCCGCGGGUCAUACCCGCAGGUACCGUGACAAGAAGGGCAGUGGAGGCCACGUGGUUGACAGCUAGUAAUCCUAGAGAAGAUCGUGUAGGGUCUGAGAUGAAAGCUAUGAUAAGGGCCCCACCAGGGUACUCGUUGGUAGGGGCUGAUGUUGAUAGUCAGGAACUUUGGAUAGCCGCUGUCUUGGGCGAUGCCAACUUUGCAGGCAUUCACGGGAGUACGGCCUUUGGAUGGAUGACGUUACAGGGGAAGAAGUCAGAUGGUACGGAUCUGCACAGUAAGACAGCAAGUACUAUCGGGAUCAGUCGAGAUCACGCCAAGGUCUUCAAUUACGGUCGUAUCUACGGCGCAGGUCAAAAGUUCGCUGAGCGGUUGCUUCUGCAGUUUAAUCACAGACUGACUGAUAUAGAAGCCAAGCAAAAAGCUGAAACACUGUACUCUAACACCAAGGGAACAGUCAAGUAUCUGUUGUCUGAUUACGGCCAUGAAAUAGCAGACAGGUUAGGCUACACAGAUAGAAUAGAUGAAGAUGGAUGUGUGGAGCGAAAAGUUUAUUGGGAGCUUGUCCGAUCUGCCAGAAGAGGAAGAGGCAGCAAAGCUUCAAAAAUGGUUGAUGCAGGUCGUGUUUGGCAAGGAGGAAGUGAGUCAGAAAUGUUCAAUAAACUAGAAAUGAUCGCACAGUCGGAAGAGCCCCGGACACCGGUUCUCGAGUGCAGAAUAAGCCGUGCUCUGGAACCUUGGAUCGUAGGAAAUGAGUUCAUAACUAGUCGCGUGAACUGGGUGGUCCAGUCGUCUGCUGUGGACUAUCUUCACCUGAUGCUCGUUUCUAUGAAGUGGCUUUUCAAGGAGUACGAUAUUGAAGGUCGUUUUUGCAUCAGUAUUCAUGAUGAGGUGAGAUACCUCGUGGCCGACAAGGACAAAUAUAGAGCAGCUCUGGCUUUGCAAAUAACAAACUUGUUAACAAGAUCGAUGUUUGCCUACAAGCUUGGAAUGAUGGACCUACCACAGUCUGUAGCUUUCUUCAGUGCUGUGGAUAUCGACAAAGUGUUGCGUAAAGAAGUGACUCUCGACUGCAAGACACCAUCUAAUCCACAUGGAUUACAAGAGGGACAYGGAAUUCCAACUGGUGAAGCUCUUGAUAUUUACGAAAUACUCGAGAGAACAACUGGCGGCAAGCUAAACAAGGAAAAACCUCGAGUUAAGGAUGAGAGACUUGAAAACUAGUGAAAAAAGGAAAGUUAUGUUAGUUAAAGUAGAUAGACAAACUUUUCAUAACUGAAAAUAUCUUUCAUAAAAAAAUAUCAAGAAUAUAUACAAUUUUGCUUUUAUUUCAAUAAAAACAGCUGGAGCUCAUUAUCCA
Messenger RNA from Actinia tenebrosa (Australian red waratah sea anemone), 4282 nucleotides. Its product is annotated as DNA polymerase subunit gamma-1. Gene Ontology annotation, cellular component: gamma DNA polymerase complex; mitochondrion. Gene Ontology annotation, molecular function: DNA binding; 3'-5' exonuclease activity; DNA-directed DNA polymerase activity. Gene Ontology annotation, biological process: mitochondrial DNA replication. NCBI's taxonomy places the organism in Eukaryota, Metazoa, Cnidaria, Anthozoa, Actiniaria, Actiniidae. The record is from RefSeq and is a predicted model, not a curated record.